This is a messenger RNA of Echinococcus granulosus, 210 nucleotides long. RefSeq lists its product as hypothetical. The coding region runs from base 1 to 210 and encodes 69 amino acids. NCBI's taxonomy places the organism in Eukaryota, Metazoa, Platyhelminthes, Cestoda, Cyclophyllidea, Taeniidae. The record is from RefSeq and is a predicted model, not a curated record. The transcript has 2 exons.
AUGUCUUGUUCCACAACUCAGCGCACCUUCUUCAAGGACCUGCAGCAACUUCACAGGAAAAUCGAAGCCUCAACAGAUGGUCAGGCGACCAUUUUGGGAUCCGACGAGAUGUCAGUUACUGUUUCGCUGAGACCCAAAUCUGGCUACAACGCGCAUGCAGAAUUCGUUUUAAACAAGUCAGUGGAUCAACAAUUCUUGUGUAAACUGUAA